CCCUUUUGUUCAAUCCCAUCGAAACCCACGUCAAAUCUCCUCAAAUCCCACAAACCCAUCGAAACAUCACUCAGAGAUUAUAUCUGUGUGUGGAAAUGGGACGUGAGUUUUGUAUGCGCGUCAACAUGCAGUGUGUGAAUUGAUACGUGUGGGAAUUGGAUUUUGAUAAUUUCGAGAAAGAGAGAGCGGUGGAGAGAUGGCGAAUCAGGUGGUGAAGGUCCAGAGGGAGAAGCUUGAAGCAUGCAUGACCUGCCCGCUUUGCAAUAAGCUGUUCAAGGAUGCCACCACCAUAUCUGAAUGUCUUCAUACGUUUUGCAGGAAGUGCAUUGUUGAAAAGAUAACCGAAGAGGACAUCGAAAACUGUCCCAUAUGCAAAACCGAUCUGGGCAGUGUGCCCUUGGAGAAGCUAAGGCCUGAUCACAGUUGGCAAGAUGUAAGGGCCAAGAUUUUCCCUUCCAAAAAAAGAAAGGUAAGUGAACCUGAAAGUACACCUUCAGCAUUUCCGGCUAGAAGAAAGGAGAGAUCACUCUCGUCAUUGGUGGUCAGUACUCCCAGAGUAUCGUCAACCCCGGCAACCAUGACUGGAAAGAGAACUAAAGCUGUUGCAAGAAAGGCUUCUACUUUACAAGGAUCCAGUUUGUUGGUUGAGAGGUCUGCUAAUAAUGAGGACGAGUCUGCAGAAGAUCAUGCAGACAGCCAAAGCUCUGCAGAGGCCUCAAAAAAGUCCGGUGAAAAUACCAGGCCGAGUUCGAUUUCUGCUGAACCCAACGAAACUGUAUCCAAUAAAGAAUCUGAGAAUGGUGCUGAAUCAUGGGAUGGGAAGGACCUUUGGAAACCUCUAAAUUGUUUGGUGGAAGUCGCAAAUCGGACCAAGUCUCUAAAACCCAAUUCACAAGGGUCUGAAAGAGUAGAACCAGCUAUCAGUCCCGGUGAAACUCAAGUUCGUAAAUUCAAAAGUAAAGAAAACAAACAGAAGUCAAAAGUUGACGAUGAAAAGAAUAACACUCACCUGCCCUCUCCGGAAACAAAUAAACCUAAAAAGUUGCGGAGGGCUCGCCAAAAGAGGGAAGCUUCAGGAGAACCAAGCGUUACACCCCAAGCUGUUUUGGACGCAGCCAGUGGCAAACCUGAAAGAAGAGUUGGUCCAAUUUGGUUCUCCCUAGUAGCUUCUGAAGAACAGGAAGGAGAAGAAUGCUUGCCACAAAUUCCAACAAACUAUUUAAGAAUAAAAGAUGGAAGUGUGCCUGUCUCAUUUAUCCAGAAGUACCUAAUGAGGAAGCUAGACCUUACUAGUGAAACUGAGAUUGAGAUCAAAUGCAUGGGACAACCAGUGAGCCCCUCAUUGGAGAUGUAUAAUUUGGUUGACUUGUGGCUACAAACUGCAUCACCUACACAAAGAAUUCCAGCAUCCAUUGGUUCCUCUGCCAAGGAUUUUGUGAUGGUGCUCGGGUAUUCUCGAAAGAUUUCAAAAUCCUAAGCAGCGUCUAUCUUUGGUUCCGUCCGGAUCUCCGGUGUGUUUCAAGUGAAUGUGUUGCAAUCACCAUCUACAGCCAAAUGCAGGAGCAAGGACAAACGAAUCCCUACAGAACCACUCGUUUAUGACCCGCCUUGCAUAGUGCGGCAUGUUGUUGGAAAAUGGCCAUUGCCAUUAUUGUACCUCAUCAAAGAUUUUACUUAUUUUAAGACAAGUUAGCCUUGAACAUCUUAAACUGACAGUUUGACUGAUGCCCAGUUUCUGGGCGCAUCUU
Messenger RNA from Fragaria vesca subsp. vesca, 1748 nucleotides. Its product is annotated as E3 ubiquitin protein ligase DRIP2-like. Gene Ontology annotation, molecular function: ubiquitin-protein transferase activity. The transcript has 8 exons. The record is from RefSeq and is a predicted model, not a curated record. Bases 197 to 1477 code for a protein of 426 amino acids. Lineage: Eukaryota; Viridiplantae; Streptophyta; Magnoliopsida; Rosales; Rosaceae.